This is a messenger RNA of Polyodon spathula (Mississippi paddlefish), 927 nucleotides long. Its product is annotated as retinal homeobox protein Rx-B-like. Bases 1 to 927 code for a protein of 308 amino acids. The record is from RefSeq and is a predicted model, not a curated record. Gene Ontology annotation, molecular function: RNA polymerase II cis-regulatory region sequence-specific DNA binding; DNA-binding transcription factor activity, RNA polymerase II-specific. Gene Ontology annotation, biological process: positive regulation of transcription by RNA polymerase II. NCBI's taxonomy places the organism in Eukaryota, Metazoa, Chordata, Actinopteri, Acipenseriformes, Polyodontidae. The transcript is spliced from 3 exons.
AUGAUGGACGAAAGCUUGUCUCUAUCAGGAAGCUUAGUAAGAAGCCCUGGAAAUCCGUCUAGAAUCCACAGUAUAGAUGCAAUUUUGGGAUUUACGAAGGAGGAUGCUAUCUUACACUCAGCGUUUCCUUCAAAUGGAAAUUCUAGGCACGUCAAAGAUCUAGAACAGAGUAACUCAAGAAACUGCUGCAGCAAAACGUCACCUGUGAAGAAAGAAAAUCAUGAUUUGGAAAGUUUUGAUAGUAAGUGUUUAAGCAGUUCGGGGUCUUCGAUAAGUGCAGGUUUACCAGAAGGAACAGAAACUAAAAACAAAAUUCUAGGUGAAGAUCAUCCUGAAAAGAAACACAGACGCAACAGAACAACGUUCACGACUUUCCAGCUCCACGAGUUGGAAAGAGCCUUUGAAAAAUCUCAUUACCCUGACGUGUACAGCAGAGAAGAACUGGCGAUGAAAGUAAACCUGCCAGAAGUCAGAGUGCAGGUAUGGUUUCAAAACAGACGAGCCAAAUGGAGGCGACAAGAGAAACGAGAAGUGAGCUCAAUGAAGCUUCAAGAUUCCCCAAUGCUGGCUUUUAACAGAUCUCCCCAGCAAUCAGUGAUGGGUAACAUCAGCAGCAAUUUGCCACUGGAGCACUGGCUUACGCCACCGAUGUCUACAGCCACCACACUGCAGAGCUUACCGGGAUUCUUGCCCACUCCAAAGGGCAUGCCAAGCAGCUACACAUCACCGCCGUUUCUAAACUCGUCAUCCAUGGGGCACAGCCUUCCGCAUAUGGGUGAAAUGGGCCCACCCCCUCCAUACCAAUGUGGCGGAACCACCUUCCUUGACAAGUUCUCUUUGGAAGAAGCUGACCCAAGAAACUCUAGCAUUGCAUCGCUGAGGAUGAAAGCAAAGGAGCACAUUCAAUCUUUUGGGAAAACCUGGUAG